Culicoides brevitarsis is the source of this 867-nucleotide messenger RNA. RefSeq lists its product as uncharacterized. The transcript is spliced from 2 exons. Lineage: Eukaryota; Metazoa; Arthropoda; Insecta; Diptera; Ceratopogonidae. Bases 44 to 835 code for a protein of 263 amino acids. The record is from RefSeq and is a predicted model, not a curated record.
AAUAACAAAAAAGGUAAACAAGAGAAAACUUUGAACAGAAAAAAUGGAACCAAACGAUAAAUUACUGACAGAAGAGUUAAUAAGGAAAAUAAAAACCCAACAAAAGAAAACAAGCGGCGUAAAACGUCUCCCGCGACGAAAAUAUGUGCCUCGAAAUCCAAAUCUCCCAAAAAAUUUCAUCCCUCAACCCACAAGUCACGAACUCGAAGAAGGAGAAAUUCCUGUACAAAACCCGCUCAACUCGUUAAUGCAAAAAUUCUCCACAGAACCCGUCAGCAAUCCCGAAGUACAAAUCAAAAAAAUCAACACGCCGCCAAAUGUGAAGCAAGAAGAGGAAAUCACCGUCACCCCGGAUGUUCAAAAUUUCCUCACAGAACCCGAAACGCCGUCGUCUCAGCGACACGCCGACAAUCAAAUUUUGCUGAAAAAAGUGCGAGCUUUGAUAUUUCCGUGUCCGCUUUGCCCGAUGGAAGCUACUCAGGGUCACAUUCGGUUCCAUUUGCACAGCGUUCACGGAGCUCUUUUGCGGGAUUUUGAAGCAAUUCACACGUGUCUCAUUUGUUGUCAAGGCAUCAAGUCAAAAGAUGUGUUGGCGCACAGUUUAUCGCACGACUUUGACAUGGCACACGAUUGUAACCACUGUGAUGAUCGAUUUUUCUACAAAAUUCGACUUGACCAACAUUUGGAAAAAGUACAUCAAACAUUUUCAUGCGAAUUAUGCGAAAUGACGUUUUACUCGAAAAAAGAAUGGAAACAACACGCGACGGAUAAAGUUCAUAAAAUGAAAAAAUUCGCACAGGAAGAACUUCACAAAAGAGGAAUAAAUUUAUGUUGAAUUUAAUAAAAUUAUUUUAUUUAAAAAAAAAA